AUGCAUCUCUCUCUGUCUUUCACUACCAUCUUGACGAGCGUGCUCUUCGUCAUGUUCGCGCAGGUUGCCGAGUCCGCACCUGUCACGAAACGUGCGCCGACGCCGCCCAAGUUCGUUACGCUCCCUCUUAAACGCGCCGAGCGCACAAGGGAUGUACACGGUCAAAUCUACCUGCAACAGCACAUCAACCGCGGGCUGCGCCGUAUGGCGCGCAUGAGGGGGCACGAGGCGCCUAGCGCGCGGGACCUCCACACGCUCCUCGAGCGCCGCGUGCGCGAUGUCGAAGGAGUCGAGGGGCUGUCGAGGCGGUUCAACCGUUUUGGGCUCCCUGCACCCGCGGCUCACUCGUCUGCGCACGAAGCCGUGUCUCUUGCGGAGGCCCCGAAGCAGAAUGACGCGCUCAUUGAUGAUGGUGUUACUGUCGCUAAUACACCUACCGCGCCCAACUCUCUCGGGUUGGAUAUCGAGGCAGUUGACGUUGGCUAUUCUGCUGUAGUCCAAAUCGGCACCCCACCGAGGGACUUCCUUGUUACAAUGGAUUCAGGCUCAUCAGACUUCUGGGUAGGCUCCGAAGACUGCACGUCAAACGGUAUCGGCUGCGGCAACCACGUCUUCCUCGGCCCACAGAGCUCUACCUCGUUCAACGACACCGGCAAACCUUUCAAAAUCACAUAUGGCUCGGGGUCUGUAUCGGGGAACAUCAUCACAGACGACGUCACCAUUGCGGGAUUGGCGCUGCCUGCUCAUACAUUCGGCGUAGCCAGCAUCGAAUCGGUAGAGUUUUCCGCGCAGUCCCCGGACGAUGGGCUCAUGGGCACCGCGAAAUCUGUGAGGAUAUUUGUUGUGUAG
Psilocybe cubensis is the source of this 849-nucleotide messenger RNA. RefSeq lists its product as uncharacterized. Gene Ontology annotation, biological process: proteolysis. NCBI's taxonomy places the organism in Eukaryota, Fungi, Basidiomycota, Agaricomycetes, Agaricales, Agrocybaceae. Gene Ontology annotation, molecular function: aspartic-type endopeptidase activity. The transcript is spliced from 4 exons. The coding region runs from base 1 to 849 and encodes 282 amino acids. The record is from RefSeq and is a predicted model, not a curated record.